AUGAAGUCCAUCAUUGCUAUCAGCUCACUUUUGGUCGCAUCCGUUGCUGCCGUGCCACUUGAAGCUCGAUCGCCCUCUGUCACCUUUGCACUCUCCAACGACUACUCGGGUGCCUAUGCAGGUGCCACUUUUGCUGCCGAUGGCACAGACAAGUCGAUCAAAUCCCUCUUCGGUACAUCAUCUGUGGCCUCGGGCGGCGUCGUGCGGGCUUCAUCUGGCCAAUUGACGGCGUUCCCCCAAUCAAUUAGCUGUGUUCUUAAGAACGGUGGAACUACUUUCCCCACUCUGACUGCCCAGCGCACCUACAUCGAUCUUGACGGGAAUCCGAGUGCUGUUAAUCCAGUCGAUCUCACCACCGCGGUCAUCACCUGCUGGGCUUAG
Penicillium brasilianum is the source of this 381-nucleotide messenger RNA. The record is from the annotation of a GenBank genome assembly. Lineage: Eukaryota; Fungi; Ascomycota; Eurotiomycetes; Eurotiales; Aspergillaceae.